This is a messenger RNA of Lotus japonicus, 5508 nucleotides long. RefSeq names its product putative disease resistance protein At3g14460. The record is from RefSeq and is a predicted model, not a curated record. The transcript is spliced from 5 exons. Gene Ontology annotation, molecular function: ADP binding. NCBI's taxonomy places the organism in Eukaryota, Viridiplantae, Streptophyta, Magnoliopsida, Fabales, Fabaceae. Bases 73 to 3846 code for a protein of 1257 amino acids. Gene Ontology annotation, biological process: defense response to other organism.
AAUUCCUUUCAUUUUGUUAACUCAUCUCUGACUUGCAAUCUCGUCACUUGACACUUGUUCCAUCUUGUGAUCAUGGCAGCAACAUUGGUUGGUGGAGCUUUCCUUGGUGCAUUUCUUAAUGUUGUCUUCGACAGGCUUGAUUCACCUCUUGUUGUCAACUUCAUCCGAGGGAAGAAGCUUGGCCCUUUACUUGAAAGGUUGAAGACAACUCUCAAAGUGGUCAGAGCUGUGCUCAAUGAUGCUGAGAAGAAACAGAUUACAGACUCUGAUGUUAAAGACUGGCCCAGUGAACUCAAACAUGUUGUCUACAUGGCUGAUGACUUGUUGGAUGAAGUUUCUACCAAAGCUGCUACUGCAACUCAAAAGGAGGUAACUACUAACUUCAUCUCUCGCUUUUUCAAUGCACAAGAUGGGGAUAUGGCUAGUAGGUUGAAGAAAAUAGUUGAUAAACUAGAGCAUAUAUUAAAACUAAAAGAGAGUCUUGAUCUCAGAGAGAUUGCAAUGGAGAGUUCAUCAUGUAGAAUUCCAUCAACAUCUGUGCAAGAUGAAUGUGUGUAUGGAAGGGAUGGAGACAAGAAAACUAUAAUCAAGUUAUUGUUAGAUGAUAAUAAUGAAAAAGUAUCUGUUAUCCCUAUUGUGGGAAUGGGUGGAGUCGGAAAGACAACUCUAGCCCAAAUGUUGUACAAUGAUGACAAUUUGAAUCAAAAUUUUAAUUUUGAUUCCAAAGCAUGGGUUUGUGUUUCUGAAGCAUUUGAUAUCGUGAGGGUUACGAAAACUUUAACAGAGGCACUUACUCAACAAGCUUGUCAAAUCAAUGAUUUUAAUUCACUUCAGGAGAAGUUGGUGGAAAAGCUAAAGGGGAAAAAAUUCUUCAUUAUAUUGGAUGAUGUUUGGAUUGAAGAUUAUGACAGUUGGAACCUUCUUAAAAAACCUUUUCAAUAUGGGAUGAGGGGAAGUAAAAUUCUUGUAACAACCCGUAGUGAAAAUGUUGCUCCCAUUGUCCAAACUGUUCAUACUUACCAUUUAAACCAACUAUCAGAUGAACAUUGUUGGUCGGUGUUUGAAAACCAUGCAUGUCUUUCUCAAGGAUCUGGUGAGAAUGCAACAGCUCUAGAGAAAAUUGGCUUGGAGAUUGUUAAGAAGUGUAAGGGACUUCCUUUAGCUGCACAAUCACUCGGAGGUUUAUUGAGAAGAAAGCGUGAUAUUAGGGAUUGGAAUAAUGUACUGUAUAGUGACAUUUGGGAAUUACCUGACAGUGGAAGUAAGAUUAUUCCAUCAUUGAGAAUCAGUUAUCAUUAUCUCCCUCCUUAUUUGAAACGUUGCUUUGUUUAUUGUUCGUUAUAUCCCAAAGAUUAUAAAUUAAGAAAAAAAGAUUUAAUCUUGUUAUGGAUGGCUGAAGAUCUUUUAGAACCACCAAGAAAAGGGAAGACUUUCGAAGAAGUUGGUGAUCAGUAUUUUGAUUAUUUAGUUUCGAGGUCAUUUAUUCAACACUCGGGUACUGAAUGGAAUGAGGAGAUUUUUGGGAUGCAUGAUCUCAUGCAUGAUUUGGCAACAUUUCUUGGUGGGGAAUUCUACUUUCAAUCAGAUAAACUUGGGGAAGAAACUACAAUCGGUAGCAAAACUCGCCAUUUGUCAUUCAUCGAUUUUGGUAGUCCCAGGUUGGAGAAUGUUGGAGUAAUCAGUAGUGCUAAAUUCCUAAGAACACUUUUGAGAACGGAGCAUGAAUUUCCUCAUUUUUUGAAUGAUGAGGUACCGUGUACUGAGCUGUUGAAUCUUGAGUACUUGAGAGUUUUAUCAUUUCGUUGCUUUCGGAAGAUCAUUACAUUGCAUGAUUCUAUAGGUGGAAUGAUCCAUUUGCGUUAUUUGGAUCUCUCCAGGACAGGAAUAGAGUUACUGCCGGAGUCAUUGUGUAAUUUGACUAAUCUGCGAACGUUGAAGCUGGAAUAUUGUGCUAACCUGACUAUGCUACCUAGUGGGAUGCAAAAUCUUGUGAACUUGCACUAUCUUGGUAUUGAUGGAACUCGUAAUAUAGAGGAGAUGCCGAAAGGAAUGGGCAAAUUAAAGCAGUUGCAGCAUUUACCUUACUUCAUUGUGGGUAAGCAUGAAGAAGUCAAGAUCAAAGAACUAGGAGGACUUUCGAAUCUUGGUGGAUCGUUUAGAAUUAUGAAACUGGAGAAUGUUGAGAAUAGUAGUGGAGCGUUGGAGGCAAGAAUGAUGGAUAAGAAGUACAUUCAGCAUUUAGAAUUAUGUUGGUCUUGGUCCGAUGAGGGUUGUAAGGAUUCCCAAAUGGAAAUGCAUAUACUUUGCAAUUUAGAGCCUCACUGUGACCUUCAAUCCCUAAAGAUAUUCGGGUAUAGGGGUACCAGAUAUCCGGAUUGGGUUGGAAAGCCGUGCUACCACAAUAUGACUAGUAUAACGCUGUAUGGUUGCAAGAAUUGUUUUACGCUCCCUUCACUUGGACAUCUGCCAUCUCUCAAGCACCUGAAUAUUUAUAAUUUCAACAUGUUAGAGACUGUUGAUGACAGUGUUUUCAACAAUAAUGGUGGCGGCUCUUUGUUGACAGUACCCUUUCCCUCACUUGAAUCUCUUGAAUUUAAGAAGAUGCCUUGUUGGGAGGUGUGGAAUUGUUUUGAGCAGUCACGUGCUUUUCCUCGACUUAAGCAUCUGAGAAUAGAAGAUUGUCCAAAAUUGAAGGGAGAUUUGCCAAGUGACCUCCCUGCUCUAGAAGAACUUGAGAUAGAAGACUGUGAGCAACUAGCCUGUUCUCUUCCAAGGGCUUCCACUAUGCUGCGCCGACUAAAGAUUGUUACAGCCAAUAAAGUAGUAUUGCAAGAGUUACCAUUUGUAAUACAAUGUUUAACAAUUGAAGCAAGCCCUAUGGUGACGGAAUCCGCAUUUGAGGUCUUCAUGAACAAGCCACCAACUUGUCUCCAAUCUUUAAAAUUAAUGGACUGCUCGUCUGCCAUGUCAUUUCCGGGUGAUUGUUUACCUGCCUCUCUAAAGACUCUUGAAAUUAAGGAUUUUAGAAAACUAGAAUUCCCUCAGCAGCAACAGACACACGAGUCACUAGAAACACUGGAAAUACACUGCAGCUGCUGCUCGCUCACGUCUCUGGCACUGGAUACUUUUCCAAAUCUCAAAGAACUAUCCAUCUUAGACUGUGAAAAUUUGGAAUCUCUUUUGGUGUCACAAUCAGGAGAUGGAGAUGUCGCUCUUCAAAAUCUGACUUCUCUUGAGAUCAAAGAUUGCCCGAAUUUAGUAUCAUUGGCAAGAGAAGGAUUGGCGGCUCCCAACUUGAUUGAAUUCUCCGUUUCUGAUUGCGACAAGUUAGAGUCAUUGCCUCGUCGGAUGAAUACUCUUCUCCCAAACUUGGAACUUCUAAAGAUACGUAACUGCCCAAGAAUUGAGUCGUUUCCUGAACAAGGUAUGCCGCCUAGCUUGAGAACAAUUGUUAUCACUUAUUGUGAGAAACUACUGAGCGGCCUAUCAUCCAUGGACAUGCUUACUGAUGUCUGUAUUCAUGGUUCAUGUGAUGGGAUCAAGUCCAUCCCAAAAGAGGGUUUGCUGCCUCCCUCCCUUCAGAGACUAUAUCUGAUUGGAUUGUCAAGUCUGGAGACGUUUGAUUGCAAGGGGCUUCUGCACCUCACCUCCCUCGGACUUUUAAGAAUAAGGAAUUGUCCAAAGCUGGAGAAAAUGGCUGGAGAAAGGCUACCUGCUUCUCUAACUGAACUUGGCAUCUAUGAAUGCCCUUUGCUGAUAAAACAGUGCUGCAUGGAGCACCCUCAAAUUUGGCACAAAAUUUCCCACAUCCACCACAUUGAGGUUGAUUUCAAAGUAAUUUCAUGACGCAGGCCGUGAUUAUCAACGGAUUGUUACGUGGCCAGUUGGUCGCACCAUUGAACUGCGCGGCCAGAACAAAGAUUUUUUGCUUACCAUCAUCAGGGAAUGAGCAUAUUUUCAAAGUAAAUACAACCGUUAAUCAAAUUGGACGAGUAGAUUUCUUCCCAUUCUCAAGAUUGGAAGAAGAAAAAUAAAAUACUGGUAUUCCUUUUACAAGAUCAUCAAAUACUUCAAUAGCAAGCAAAUUCUGUGAAACAAGAACAUUAUUAAUAUGUGGCUUUUUAUUUUAAAUUUCUCAGUGUACCAGAAAUCAACAGCCGUGCUUGUUUCUUCACAUUAUAUUAAUUCAGAAAGUGUAAUUGGGUGCAUACAGGGCCGGUCCCGACAUUUUGAAGGCCCUGGGUUAAUAAUAAAAAUGGACCCCUAAAUUUUUUUUUGGAGAAAGUUUAAUAGGUACACUAAACCAAAUAAAGGCCUUUUACAGCGCUUUGGACCUCUAGCCGCUGUAAAAUAGUAUACAGCAGUACAAAGCGCUGUAAAAGAUGGACUUUUUAAAGCGCUUUUUUAAAGAAAAACGCUGUAAAAAGUAUUCGAAUUUUUUUUUGAGGCUCCUUCUUUUUGGAGGCCCUGGGCUGUGGGCCUGCUUGCACAGGCCCAGGGCCGGCCCUGGGUGCAUAUUACUGUCGGCCUUAUUGAGGUUAGAAUGGAAUUUUGGAUUCUUGGUAUCUGGUUAUUUUUCAGCUAUGUUAUGGUUAAAUGGCCUGGAGAAGAUGCAUGUGCCCAUGGGUCUGAAAUUAACUUUGGACAGGAGCAGGGAGCUGAGGAGAGAUUUUGUUUUACUUGACAUGGAACAUUCUCAAUAGGUGAUUAUUUACUUGGGCGGCUUCUCAUUGGAUACCAAGUGAAGAGUAAACAGGUAUAGUAGGGCAGAGAUCAUCUAUGUGAUGUGGUGAUGAUUCCUAAAUUUCAGUGAGUUGUGCACUAUACUUCAACGGAUUUCUAAUGGAUCAGACUUCAGGGCACAGAUUGCUUGUACAUCAAAUUCUCUGUAGGAACAGAUAUCAUACCUAUAUGCUUGAACGUCUUUGCAGUAUGGCUUCAAUCUUCAUUGUCUGAUGUGAUUCCUAGCAAGUCAUUUUGGAUCUAAACGACAGCUCCGGAGGUUUGAAGGAUUCUUCUGAGCUUAUUUGUGAAAGGGAACCCAGAUUCGUAAGCAGCUGAAAAUUUCAACAUUGUACACUUUCUAUGAAAGCCUAGUUUAUGACUUUGCAAUGAUCCAUAAUGCACUGUUAUUCUUAUGACAGUCAUCAAACUUGUAGAAUUUAUUUUUGUAUUUGCUGGGACAAAGUCUCAAAUGUGUAUAUAAAAUAGGUCAUUGAUUCUGCUUCAAUUGAGAAAUACAUUAGUUUAUUGAUGCUUUCACACAGUCUGCAUAUUCUGUUGAAAUAAAACAAGACACCUGUUACAGAUUCUCUUUCUUUAACAAUAUUUAUUCUCAAAAACUUCAGUUUCCACUUUUUCACUUUUAGUUGGCACUUGGCUUAUUUGGGUAGCCAAAAUGUAGUUCUCUGGUUCAAUCACACGCUUUUCAUGCUGCAUAGCUUGAGCUAUGGAGCAAGGUGGCAUUUAAAUCCAAAGUGAAUGCAUAGUUAUGCAAAUAAUAAUUAU